Messenger RNA from Pollicipes pollicipes, 1545 nucleotides. RefSeq lists its product as uncharacterized. Bases 116 to 430 code for a protein of 104 amino acids. The record is from RefSeq and is a predicted model, not a curated record. The transcript is spliced from 4 exons. NCBI's taxonomy places the organism in Eukaryota, Metazoa, Arthropoda, Thecostraca, Pollicipedomorpha, Pollicipedidae.
GUCCGCCGCCGAGUGCAUCACGCUCCAGGAGGCGCUGGAGAGGCGCCGGCCCGACUACAUCCGCAACGCGGCCGUGCGCCAACAGUACCUUUGCCGGCUGGCCGAGCUGCGCCGCAUGAACGUGGAGCGGGCGACACGCGCCGCCGAGCGACUGCCCGAGCUGCCCACCGAGCGCGACUGGUGCGACUUCAGCGAAGCGCUCAAGCCAGAGAGCGUGCGCCGGGCGUUCGACUACCGCGACAUGCGCCAGCACACGGAGCGGCUGUGGCGACGGCUGCCAGAGAUCCGCGACUGCGUCACGCAGCGCAAACGACACGCCCAGUUCCGCACCAACCGGCUUAUGUGGCAGGUGUACAAACAGAAGCUCCAGGAGCGCUGCCUGAACGGCAAUCUUCACAUGACGCACCGGGACGCCGUCCUGGGCAUGUGACGUCACUGAUCACCACUUCGCGCCGCCUGCGAGGCGGUCUUAACGUGACGCACACGGACGCCGUCCUCGGUGUAUGACGCCACUGGUCAUCACUUGGCGUCGUGUGCGAGGCAAUCUUCACGUGACGCACCGAGACGCCGUCCUCGGCGUGUGACGUCACUGAUCACCACUUCGCGCCGCCUGCGAGGCGAUCUUCACGUGGCGUACCGGGACGCCGUCCUCGAUGUGUGACGUCACUGGUCACCGCCCAGCGCCGCCUGCGAGAUGACCUCUACGUACUACACUUGAUGUGACGGCACUCAUCAUCGCUCGGGACCACGCAGGGACCAUACAGACCGUCGCUUGUGCCCCGGCAGGGUGGUAGUGAUAGCUCAACAUACUGCCGUAAGCGAACUGUCGUCAUAUCGGCACUCGUGGCUCAGAAAGGCAUCAGUGCUUUGCUGCAAAGACAUGAUAUUUCCUUGCGGGUCUCGGUUGUCAAGUGGUAGCUGCUGGGGCGUUAACAUGUCUGCAUGGUAUAUAUUCCCUCUGCCGUGGUUAUCCGUGUACCGCGUGUGUAACAGGCGCUUCCGACGACCGUACGCAUGUGAGCAUUAUCAUCGCGAGAACGACAUUCAUCCCCAUCAGUGUUUUUGCGUGUGCUACCGAAACCGAUCCGAAUGAAGGGAUGCGUCAUGACGGGCAGCCUCGAGUGAGAGUUGGUGAGCGGCGCCCGCCACUCGUCAGGGCGCCCCUGGUGCAGGGCCGUGUCGAGCAGCCUCGAGUGAGAGUUGGUGAGCGGCGCCCGCCACUGGUCAGGGCGCCCCUGGUGCGGGGCCGCGUCGAGCCGCGCUGGCCCCCACCUGCGGGGGCAGCAGCCGACGUCCGCACCCGUUGACCAGAACUCAUACUUUAUCGGCGAAAUUGAUAGUGGCGCUGUCUGGCGGGGUCGUGUGGGCGGUCGUAAAGCGACGAUGCGCGAUGCGCCGGCCGGGGGAGGCGGCCAAGGGGCGCCGCGCGCGCCGGCCGGCCAACGGCGUGGGGUAGCAGUGGCGCUCGCCGAGCUGCUACACUGCCGGGUGGCAGGCGCCCGGCUGUCGGCCGCACCAGGCCGGGCCCGGGUGUGCGCGGGCCUC